Aspergillus campestris IBT 28561 is the source of this 1835-nucleotide messenger RNA. RefSeq lists its product as uncharacterized. NCBI's taxonomy places the organism in Eukaryota, Fungi, Ascomycota, Eurotiomycetes, Eurotiales, Aspergillaceae. The record is from RefSeq and is a predicted model, not a curated record. The transcript has 2 exons. The coding region runs from base 347 to 1456 and encodes 369 amino acids.
CAGAGACCGACUCAUGCACCUCACCACAUCAUGCGAGCUUCCCUUCCCCUCCAUUCCUCGUCUCUCUAAUUUUCUUCAUCCGAGUCGUUUGUCGCAUUCUUUUCGCUCCAUCCGCUAUUGUGUGUCAAACAUCAGACAUCGCAUUCUUUCGUUUUGAUAUUCGCUCUUUUUGGCUGCCGCGGCCUUAUCAGCUUAUCGGGCGACAAUAGUUACAGUACUAUCCGAUUAGAUAACGAGCAAAGGCGUCCUCGUUGCCAUCUUGACCAACACGUCGUUCCUCGCGAUCGGGGUUGGUUGCCCGGUUAUAAGAGUCUAAAGGCUGGUCUGAUCGCCUCGUUCCAUCGCUAUGCAUAUCCGCCAUGUGUUACGACCGGCCAUACCAAUCCUCGCCUUCUUAACGCAGGUCGCUCUCUCGGAGGCUACCCUCGCAGAGUCCGAACUCGCCAGCAACGAUACCGGAGUUGAAAAGCGCUGCGAAAAUCCUUGUGGCUUUUACCACCAGGUCUGCUGUGAAGCGGACGAGAAAUGCACCACGAACGGCAACGGCCAAGCAGUGUGUUCGGGAGGUAGCGGCGGCGGCGGCGGCGGCGGCGGCGGUGGAGGAGGAACCUGGAAGGUCUACACGACAACCAUCGUGGCAACAGAGACAGACACGUCGACGAUCACGUCUACCUGGAGCAGCUUCAUCCCAGACGAGACUGGCGGCGCAGGAGGAUCCGGGAAAUGCGACUCGGAACUGGGCGAGUCAGUAUGCGGGAACACCUGCUGCGGCGCGGCAUAUGUCUGCCACAACGACCAAUGCGUCGUGGGAAGUUCCUCGAUAUGGGCCACCGCAACAGCCACUCCUCCAGUCCGAGGAACGAGUGAUUCCACCGUCACCCAGACCGCGACGACCACACGGGGAUUCGACGCUCCCGUCGGCACCGACGGCGCCCCGUUGCUGGAGGCGAAUGCGCCCCAUCAUGGCCUCAGCGGCGGAGCCAUCGCGGGAAUCGUGAUUGGAGUCAUCGCCGGCGUCUUCCUCCUGUUCCUCGUUUGCGCUUGCCUGUGCUGUCGCGGCGCGAUCGAAGCCCUAGCCGCCUGUCUCGGCCUGGGCAAGCGGAAGAGAAAGGAUUCGUACGUGGACGAACACGGACAUCACCAUGCCCACUAUGCGCAUGGGAGCCGGCCCGAAGGGCGAACCUGGUUCGGCGCUCGACCGCACGCGCAUGAGGGCGAGAAGAAAUCGAAAUGGGGCGGCUGGGCGACUUUCGGGAUUAUUUUGGGGGCGCUUGCGCUCUGUCUGGGUCUCAAGAGGCGCCAGAACCACGACGAGAAGAGCACCGAUUACACUUACCCCAGCACUUAUUACACCUACUCUGACUAUACCAGCACAAGUAGUAGCGAAAGUUCGGACCGACGAACGAGAGACACGAGACGGUCACGACGAUCCCGCACGCGCUCACGCCGUUCAUGACAUGAUGAUUGAAGGAGUUUACCACAUGAAGCCACGAGAUGUAACCUCCACGACGAAGUACCUUGAUUUUGCGUCCUUUCCCCCCCUUCUUAUUUUCACUGAACCCGAAUUCACAUGGGUUAGCGCUAUUCUGGCGCCGUUUAUAUUGAUGAUGUAUUACAACCUGUCCGCUUUGCUGAUUCCCUUUUGACUUGCCUGUUGUAUGAUGACAGUUAUGCACUGACGCGCUAAUGAUUCUCCGUUCCCAAUGAUCUGUCUUCUCGUUCACCUUUUUAUCACUUUGUGUUCUUGAUAUAUGUUCCCAGAAGGUUGGACGAAAGACUGAAGAGACGAUGUAUGUAAAUAUGAGUUAUGAAUCCAAUGACAUAUCAUGUCCCAC